This is a messenger RNA of Penicillium canariense, 1125 nucleotides long. RefSeq lists its product as uncharacterized. Gene Ontology annotation, molecular function: ATP binding; MAP kinase activity. The transcript is spliced from 8 exons. Gene Ontology annotation, biological process: stress-activated MAPK cascade; cellular response to oxidative stress; osmosensory signaling pathway. Gene Ontology annotation, cellular component: nucleus; cytoplasm. The record is from RefSeq and is a predicted model, not a curated record. Lineage: Eukaryota; Fungi; Ascomycota; Eurotiomycetes; Eurotiales; Aspergillaceae. The coding region runs from base 1 to 1125 and encodes 374 amino acids.
AUGUCUACACCUUCGGGUAACAUGUCCACCCCUGGGCAGGAAAUGGCCCAGUUUACCCAGAAAAACAUCCUGGGUACCCUCUUUGAAACCACUGAAAGGUAUCAACAUUUAGAACCUGUCGGGAUGGGUACCUCGGGGCUUGUAUGUUCUGCGAAAGAUCAAAUUGGCGACCAGACCGUAGCUGUGAAAAAACUAUCCAAGCCCUUCAAGACAGCCAAUAUUGCAAAACACAUGUAUCGUGAAGUCAAACUUUUAAAACAGCUCCAACAUGACAAUAUUAUUCACUUGAACGACAUUUUCAUCUCGCCAUCUGAGGAAAUUUACCUUGUCACGGAUCUUAUGGCCACAGAUCUCAACGCGCUUUUAAAAACGAAAAAAAUCGACAAUCAAUUCACGCAAUACUUCUUGUACCAACUGAUGCGUGGUCUCAAAUAUGUGCAUUCCGCUGGCGUGGUCCACCGUGAUCUCAAGCCAAGCAAUAUUUUAGUCAACGAGAACUGCGAUCUCAAAAUAUGCGACUUUGGAUUUGCUCGUGUUCAAGACAUGCAGAUGACGGGUUAUGUAUCGACCAGAUACUACCGAGCACCCGAAAUUAUGCUCACCUGGCGACGAUAUAACGAGAAAGUCGACAUCUGGAGUGCUGGCUGCAUCUUCGCUGAAAUGAUGCUCGGAAAGCCUCUCUUCCCAGGCAAAAACCAUAUUGACCAGUUUUGUGUCAUCACACAGCUGCUCGGAAGUCCGCCAGAUAACGUGGUUGCAAAUGUGACAAGUCCAAAUACUUCGAGAUUUGUCAAGUCUCUCCCUAAGCGCUCUCGCAAAUCCUUGGCAAAGCUUAUCCCUGCAGCCAAUGGAAAGGCUAUCGCUUUGCUGGAGAUGAUGCUUCAGUAUGAUCCGCAAAAGCGAUGUUCCGCGGUGGACGCUCUCGAUUCCCAGUAUCUAGCUCCGUAUCAUGACCCUGAUGAUGAGCCUGAGGCAACCCAGCCAUUUGACUACUCAUUAUUCGAAGUAGACCUUCCAACCAAUGUCUGGAAAACCGUGAUGUAUGCGGAAGUUCUGGGUUAUCAUGAGCAAGUCGGCGGGCAGACCUCGCUGCUGUCCCCUUUUGAUGGGAUGGAUCUGGGUUGA